This is a messenger RNA of Morone saxatilis (striped sea-bass), 2185 nucleotides long. It is a transcript of the gene faah2b, whose product is annotated as fatty acid amide hydrolase 2b. NCBI's taxonomy places the organism in Eukaryota, Metazoa, Chordata, Actinopteri, Moronidae. The coding region runs from base 99 to 1688 and encodes 529 amino acids. The transcript has 11 exons. The record is from RefSeq and is a predicted model, not a curated record.
UGAUAUAUAUAUUACAGCCUGUCUCACCAGGAAGACAUCUCAUUACGUUGACAGCAGGCUCCAAACAAACCUUCCGUCUUCCUCUGCGCGGUGGAAACAUGUGUGAGGGCCUCCUGGACAAGCUCCAUGUGUGGUUCAGCCGGGCGCUCCUCGGAGCCUUGUCCCUGCUCUUCCAGCUGUUCUCCCCUCGGAGACCGGCGGUGUCCGGGAAGAAGCUCCCGGCCGUCAGCAACCCGCUGCUGCUCCUGUCGGCGACGCAGCUCGCCAAGAAGAUCCGGCGUAAAGAGGUGUCAAGUGUUGAGGUGGUUCAGGCUUACAUAGACAGGAUCCAGGAAGUCAACCCUCUUGUGAACGCUGUCGUAAAAGACAGGUUCGAUGCUGCCCUCCAGGAAGCGGCUCAGGUUGACAAGCUGAUCGAGCAGGAAACUGGUGGAGAGGAGGUGCUGGAGGACCGACUGCCUUUACUGGGAGUCCCACUCUCUGUCAAAGAGUCUUACUGCCUCCAGGGCAUGCCCAACACUACAGGUGUGGUCUCCAGACGAGGAAUCGUGUCCACCGUCGACGCUCCACCGCUGGUCCAGCUGAAGAGAGCGGGGGCCAUCCCGCUGGGCGUCACCAACACGCCUGAGCUGUGUAUGUGGUGGGAGACCCACAACCACCUCUACGGCAUCACCAACAACCCGUACGACCUGGAGAGGAUGGUCGGAGGAAGUUCAGGUGGGGAGGGCAGUAUACUUGGAGCAGCGGGCUCGGUCAUCGGCGUGGGCUCGGACAUCGGCGGCAGCAUCCGUAUGCCGUGUUUCUUCAACGGAGUAUUUGGCCAUAAAACCACUGCUGGUGUCAUCACCUGUGAGAACCAGUACCCUCCUGCCUCUGGCAGGGACAAGGAGUACCUCAGCCUUGGUCCCAUGUGCCGCUACUCUGAGGACCUGUUGCCCAUGCUCAAGAUCAUGGCAGAACCCAACACUCACAUGUUGUCCUUAAACACUAAGGUCGACCUAAAGAAGCUGCGGUUCUUCACCGUCCCUGACGAUGGCGGCUCUCCUUCCACGUACCCCGUCGCCAGAGAGCUGGUUGAGAUUCAGAGCAAGGUGGUGGAGCGUCUGGAGGCCGACCUCGGAGUGAAAGUCCAAGAAGUGCGUUUCCCUGAGCUCCGCUACGGCUUCAGGAUCUGGGACACCUACUUGGGUCUUCCUGACGAUGAGGGCAAGCCUCCGAAGCCGUUUGCUGAGCUGAUGGGGGAACCAGGACGACCCGCAUGGCCUCUGUGGGAGCUGCUGAAAUGGAUGGUGGGAAAAUCAGAUCAUACGAUUCCUGCUAUCGUUAUGGGCCUGCACGAUAUGUUCCGCGUGUUCAAGCCCUCGCCCUACAUCAUAAAGCAGAAGGAGAAGCUGCAGAAGGAUGUGGAGGAGCUGCUGGGGACCGACGGUGUUUUUCUCUACCCGUCGCACCCGAGAGUGGCUCCCAAACACCACCACACAAUCUUCAGACCCACAGACUUUGCCUACACAGCUAUAAUCAACACCCUCGGCCUGCCGGUCACGCAGUGCCCUCUGGGUCUGGGUGAGGAAGGCCUCCCACUGGGCGUGCAGGUCGUUGCUGGGAAGCUGCAGGACCACCUGACCCUCGAGGUGGCUCUUUACCUGGAAAAGACGUUCGGAGGGUGGAGGGACCCCGGAGCCAACUAAAAAAAAAAGAAAACCUCACAUGCUAACAGCCGUCACCAAAUCUCCAGAGUGGAGCUGGUUGAAUUGAUGUCUGUCAGACUGACACACUGUCUGCCUCGCUGCUUUCUGUAGUACACAAAUACCAAGAGGUACAAUCCGAUCGCUGAAUGUGGAAGAGAUUGAUUGUUGCACUAAAGACGAGUCGGCUGUUCCAGUAGGUGCUAGUCAUGAUUUUAUCAUUUAGGUUCGGUGACUGUUACGUCGUGAGAACAUUUAAAAAGAAGGUUGACUUUUAGAUUUGUGGAAAUAGCUUUAAUCGAGCAUUCACAUUAUCACACAAACAAGGCUGUUUAGUUACCUUUUGUAGAACUUGGACAAUUCAUUCUUUUAAUUCUGUUUUUUUUAAUGACUGGUGCCUGUAAAGUUACGUGUGUAUUACUAACAGUCGACCUACUGUUGCUGUUUUUGUCGCUCUACAUGAGAAGUACAAGGUUUUAAAUGUCCUGCGCGCACACACA